AUGCCUCUUCCCAAUGUACUGAUGUUCCUAGACAAAGUGGCAACCAAAGUUAUUUUAGACCAGAUAAACGUGGAAAGAGGCUGUUCGUUUGUCUUCAACUGCAGCUACUUCAAGAACGACAUGGCGUCGUGGUCGUCAUCGUCGUCGAGUUCUUCUGACUUGGAGAAAUAUUUAUUAAAAUUUAAUCUGUUCUUCACAGAUGUUCGCAAAUCGAACGAGUCCCAGGCGAUUGCAUCCUACGAGAGAGCUACCAAUCAAACCCUCCUUUCUGCCUCGCUCCAGGGUAGAUGGUAUGGGGAGAUGCUGGCAAAUUCAUAUCAGGCAGUUGUAUACAACGCAUCGACAAAUGACGAAGAACCGCUGAUAAAUUGUGAUGUCAGAUGUGCUUCCGACCUCAAAUGCAUGUCCAUCUGCUACAACUUCUCGUGCUACUGCUCCAGUCCCUUUGUUAAGACCAACUGCACGUACGAUUCAUCGAUCACGUGGUUGAAAGCGAAUUUAAGCAGGAACCUGCAGUGCGAUGCAUCAUUCCAAGAGUCCUCCAUUGCUUCAUCAUCCUGGCUCUUUCAACCUUCAAACGGGAUGGAAGAUUGCAACAAAUUCAACAACAACAACAACAGUAGCAACGGUAAUAAUAGGACAUUAGAUCAAUGUUCUUCUGCCAAUGGUACUUCAAAUGGCACCUCAAAUGGUACUGUUAGUGGGGUUUACAAUCCGCAAGUUGUCGCCUACUCCCCCCACAAAUAUGCAUCCUACCAAAUAAUUGGCAUGGAUGAGAGCAAAGAAGGAAGUUACAGCUGCGUGGUGGAUUACCUCAAGUCGUCCUAUGUCGUGCAGUACGUCAACGUCAAGCUAGGCAAGUCAUUCUCUUCAUUCCCCUUUUGGUUUUCUUCAUCUGUUAUCUUUUUCCAGUUUAUAUUUAAAACAAAUUUUUUAAAUAUUCCUAAAUAA
Messenger RNA from Helobdella robusta, 951 nucleotides. RefSeq lists its product as hypothetical. Bases 1 to 951 code for a protein of 316 amino acids. NCBI's taxonomy places the organism in Eukaryota, Metazoa, Annelida, Clitellata, Rhynchobdellida, Glossiphoniidae. The transcript is spliced from 4 exons. The record is from RefSeq and is a predicted model, not a curated record.